UCUUAUCUUUUCUUUGCUUUCUCUUCUUCGCAGAGAAUAACUAAACCACCACCGAAAGAAAAAUUGCUCCAUAUGCAAACCCUAGAAAUUUCGAUUCUUCAUUUUUUAUUAUUAAAUCCCUCUGAAUAAUCUAUUAUUACUUUUUUCCCCUCACAAAUUGUGUCUUCUCCUUCCCUUUUCCUCAGGAAAAGAAAAUUCUUGAGUUUUCUGUGUUUGUUGUUGUGUUUUUCCUUCAAUAACGUAGGGCAUUUCAAAGAAAUUAUUGCAUUUGUCGUUUUUUUGUUUGUUUUGCAGGGAAUAGUUAUUUAAUGCGGGAGUUAACUGCAUUUGACUGGUCUGAUUGUCUGUUCUAAUAAUUGUUGUGUGUUGUUUCGAAAUUAGGGUGUUCCUCUUAUCUUGUUCGAAACUAGGAUUUGGUCAUCUUCUGGAACGAAAAAAAGAUUUUUCCUUUAUAUCUGAUUCUCUGAAAACAUGCCUACAGAAUAUCCUGUGCUUGAUAACCGACCAAUUAACAAGUGGAAGGUAACUGAGUUGAGGGAAGAGCUUAAGAAGCGGAACUUAACAGUAAAGGGGUUGAAGGAUGAGUUGGUGAAAAGAUUGGAUGAAGCAAUUCGCAAGGAAAGGGAAGCCCUUGAGAUGGAAGAGAGCAAGGGUUCUGAUAGUGAGAGUGAGCCUGUACUUGAGUCCUCUGAUGCUCAGGUAGACCAUGAUGUUGAUCAAGUUGUUGAUGAUGCUAGCAAGGGCAGUGUUAAUGAAGUUAGUGAAACAGAUGAUACUGUUGCUAAAAGUGAGACCAAUGAUUGCCCUACUGAUAAGGUAGAUCAUGAUGGUGAUCAAGUCGUUGAUGACGCUAGGAAUGGCAGUGUUAAUGAAGUUAGUGAAGCAGAUGAUACUGUUGCUAAAAGUGAGACCAAUGAUUGCCCUACUGAUAAGGUAGAUCAUGAUGGUGAUCAAGUUGUUGAUGACGCUAGGAAGGGCAGUGUUAAUGAAGUUAGUGAAGCAGAUGAUACUGUUGCUAAAAGUGAGACCAAUGAUUGCCCUACUGAUACAGAACAUGCAAAAUCUACAGGCGAGGUGCCAACUGGCGAUUCUGAUCAGUCUACGAUGGUUGAAGGAAGAAAAGAUUCAGUUAUGCCUAUGGAAACCGUAACUUCAGUUGAUGUUAAUGAGGGUCCUGUUGAGAUGGUGCUAGAUAACAAGGUUGAGGAGGAUGAGGCCAUGAAGUCUUCCCAAAAUGAUGAUGUAUCAAUAGAAGGGUCCAGUCUGUUAGAGUCUUCUUUGGAUGGUGGCGGUAUUGUCAAGGAGGUUGUAGAAAUGAAAAUAAUUUCUGCUGAGGAACCUAAUUCUAUGGGAGAAGAAAAUGGUAUUGAGGUGCCACCUAAUGCAUCUGGGGGAAUCACUACAAGCAGCAAAGUUGAUCCUGAAAAUGAGGGAUUAAAACCUUUGAAGAUGGAUGCUGAACCUGAUUUGUCACACCCAAGCACCCAGGUACAUGAGGUCAUCCCUAAUUUAGGGUCUCAAGUAAAAUCUGACUCAAUUCCUAGUGAUUCUUUGCCCAUUUAUGUAACAAAAGAACUUAAUGAUGAUUUGAAUGCUGAUAAUGUCCAAUUAGAACAAGAAAUUGUUAGGCCUGAGAUGGUUCCUCCAUCAGCCAACAAAGACCCCUCUGGCUUUGGCAUUAAUCAUCCAAUGGAUGAUCAAAUGCCAAGCAAGAGUCAAGGUCUUGUUGGAGGAACUGAUGAUGACGAGUCCUCAAAUGUGAAAUUUAGCAUGAAAAAUGAAAAUGCAGACCAAUCCUUUGUAGAUGUUUCCAUUAUAGAACAUAACAUGGAUAAUAAGGCUUCAAAUAGUACUGAGCUGGAAGUGCUGUCAAAAGAUGGAAAUAUGAAUCAAGCCGAGUUUUCAUGUAAAGAGAAAGAAUCAUCUGAAGAAGAAAAACUUGAUGUUGCUGCUUCUACCGAGGAAACCAAAUUUCAAGACAAUGAGUCUACAGAUGCUGGUUUUAGUAAGAUUACUGAAAUGGCAGAUGGAGAAAAUCUUGAAAAAAUAAACCUCGAUCAAUCUUCAGCAGAUGAUUCCAUGGAGGAGGACAUAGUAGAAAUAAAGAUUGUAGAUUCUGAACAGAUCUCCUCUGAAGUGGGUGAAAAGGCUGAAGAACCUCAUACUAAGGAACCUGGGUUGGGGUUGGAAGGUAGUAGUACUGCUUUGCCGUCUGACAUUCCUUCUGAUGCAGUUGAAGUUUCUCAUGGAGAUAAGAAUAAGAUUCUUGAUGCACCUGAAAAGAGAAAAUUUCAAGAAGCAGCUGCAUCGGGAAGCAAGGAACCUGCCAAAAGGCAGCGCAAAUGGAAUUAUGAGUCUCUAAAGAUAUCUGAACCAAAAAGUCCCAGUAUCUCGGUUCUCACACCGAAGCAAAUCUCAAGGCCCUCCCCUGGUGGCGAUGACUCUAUGCAUGAUGUAGAUACUCCAAAGGAGCGCAUUGUUCCAGAGUCUUCAAAAACACCCACCAAUUCUCUCAGAAUUGAUAACUUUGUGAGGCCAUUUACAUUGAAAGCUGUACAAGAGCUCCUAGGUCGAACUGGAAAGAUCUGCAAUUUCUGGAUGGACCACAUCAAGACCCAUUGCUUUGUCAAGUUUUCUUCUGUCGAGGAAGCCAUAGAGACUCGAAAUGCUGUGUACAAUCUUCAGUGGCCUACAAAUGGAGGUCGCCUCCUGCUUGCAGAUUUUGUUGAUCCACAGGAAGUAAUCUCACGUUUAGAGGGCCCUUCCAAGCCAACCACUCCUACAGCGAGUGCCAGCCCAGCAGUCCCUCCGGUCCAAUCUCCAUUGCCCUCACCACUAGCCAGGCAGCAGGCUCCUCCCCGGGAGCAAGGUGAGCGACCUCAUCCACUCUCCCGGCAACCACCUCCACCUGCUUCUGAUCGGCCUGCAAUGAAAGAGCGGCUUGCUAGACCACCUUCCCCUGUUGCUGAAAAAACCGAAGAAGCCCCCAUCCUCACUUUGGACGAUCUGUUCAGGAAAACAAGAGCCACCCCUCGGAUAUACUAUCUACCCCUGACAGACGAGCAAGUAUCCAGAAAGGUGAACGAACAACAAAGGAACAAGUAGACUUGCAUUAGGUGGAGUAUAAUGAUCAUUUGGGAAUGCAAUAAUAACUUCACCAUUUGAGGCUGAAGGCUCAAAAUCUGUUCCUAAUUAGAUUAGUUGUGUGGACUUUAUAGACUAAUAGACACAAAGUUAUAUCAGUCAACUGUGAACUCUUGUAGUAGUAUUUUUAUUUUUAGUUUUGAACUCCAUGAAUCCUUUGAACAGAUUGCUUUUAGGAGGUUUAUGGACAACUCUGUAACUCUGUAAUCUUGAUUCUAGUUUGUAUUUUGUAAGAUAUUCAACUUAUGCUUGUAGUUUCAUCCUUAUGCUA
Molecule: messenger RNA, 3415 nt
Organism: Ipomoea nil (Japanese morning glory)
Lineage: Eukaryota; Viridiplantae; Streptophyta; Magnoliopsida; Solanales; Convolvulaceae
Product: altered inheritance of mitochondria protein 21-like
Exons: 6
Coding region: 472-3105 (877 amino acids)
Molecular function (GO): nucleic acid binding
Source: RefSeq, a predicted model, not a curated record